ACCAGAUGGAGACCCAGACUGUGCAGCAGGAGCUGGAAACCCUUCCAACCACCAAGAUGGCUCAGACCAACCCUACGCCGGGGUCCCUUGGGCCAUGGAAGAUAACCAUCUAUGAUCAGGAGAACUUUCAGGGCAAGAGGAUGGAGUUCACCAGCUCCUGCCCAAACGUCUCUGAGCACAGUUUUGAUAAUGUCCGGUCCCUCAAGGUGGAAUGUGGCGCCUGGAUUGGUUAUGAGCAUACCAGCUUCUGUGGGCAACAGUUUAUCCUGGAGAGAGGAGAAUACCCUCGCUGGGAUGCCUGGAGUGGGAGUAAUGCCUACCACAUUGAGCGUCUCAUGUCCUUCCGCCCCGUCUGUUCAGCUAAUCAUAAAGAGUCUAAGAUGACCAUCUUUGAGAAGGAAAACUUUAUUGGACGCCAGUGGGAGAUCUCUGACGACUACCCCUCCUUGCAAGCCAUGGGCUGGUUGAACAAUGAAGUUGGCUCCAUGAAGAUACAAAGUGGGGCCUGGGUUUGCUACCAAUACCCUGGAUAUCGUGGGUAUCAGUAUAUCUUGGAAUGUGACCAUCACGGAGGAGACUAUAAACACUGGAGAGAGUGGGGCUCUCAUGCCCAGACUUCCCAGAUCCAAUCGAUUCGCCGAAUCCAACAGUAGUGGAUUAAAAGCUCCAAGUACGAGAAUUCCUUAAGGCAUGAGACCUUGCUAAGCACUCUAGAAUGAGUUUUAUGUUCUGCUCACAGACAUUGCUUUCAAAUGUUAGCCGCUGAAAUCCACAAUAAAUGUCAUU
This is a messenger RNA of Saimiri boliviensis boliviensis (Bolivian squirrel monkey), 786 nucleotides long. Lineage: Eukaryota; Metazoa; Chordata; Mammalia; Primates; Cebidae. The record is from RefSeq and is a predicted model, not a curated record.